Messenger RNA from Kwoniella botswanensis, 321 nucleotides. RefSeq lists its product as uncharacterized. Lineage: Eukaryota; Fungi; Basidiomycota; Tremellomycetes; Tremellales; Cryptococcaceae. The record is from RefSeq and is a predicted model, not a curated record. The coding region runs from base 1 to 321 and encodes 106 amino acids. The transcript has 2 exons.
AUGAAUGGCUUAGGGACAGAGACAGAGCAAGAUCAGGACAACCCUGACGCUGAGUCUUUCUGGCCAGUAAACUCAUCAGAAGCCAUGAACCUAAAUGCGAGAGAACCGACCCAUAUCGCUGAAGAUACAAAGAUCAAAACGGGUCUUGGUGAUGACUACGACUGGGAAGAUCAAGUGUAUUAUCUACCUGAGACGAUGAUCGUUGUUAGACAUGGAGAUAGUCAAAUUCAGAUUAGGGUCCUUUCCAAGGCUGAUGCUGAUAACCUGAGGGAUAAUAUGGGCUAUUCCACGUGGAGAAGAAGGGAUAAGACGAUAGUCUAG